Messenger RNA from Lachancea lanzarotensis, 714 nucleotides. RefSeq names its product LALA0S03e09252g1_1 (gene PYP1). Bases 1 to 714 code for a protein of 237 amino acids. NCBI's taxonomy places the organism in Eukaryota, Fungi, Ascomycota, Saccharomycetes, Saccharomycetales, Saccharomycetaceae. Gene Ontology annotation, molecular function: phosphatase activity. The record is from RefSeq and is a predicted model, not a curated record. The transcript has a single exon.
AUGGUUAAGGCAGUUAUCUUUACAGACUUCGACGGCACUGUUACGUGGCAAGACUCCAACGAUUUCCUCACUGACACCAAGGGAUUUGGUAAGGAGGAAAGAACCAAAGUUUUCGAAGGCGUUCUAGACGGCACCAAAUCUUUCAGAGAUGGGUUUUGGGACAUGUUGGAAUCGGUCAAGACUCCAUUCCCCGAGUGUGUCAAGCUAAUCGAGCAGAAUAUACAGCUGGACCCUGGCUUCAAAGACACUUUCGAGUGGGCCCAGGAGAACAACGUUCCCAUCGUGGUCAUCUCCAGUGGUAUGCGUCCCUUGAUCAAAGCGCUUCUGAAAAAGCUUGUUGGUCCUGAGGCUAUCGAAAAAAUCGAAAUUGUCUCGAACGAGGUCGAAAUCGAUGACGAUGAGCAGUGGAGAAUCGUUUACAAAGAUGACUCUCCUUUCGGUCACGACAAAUCCAAAAGUAUCACUCAAUACAAGAAGAAAUUCGAAGUUGCCGGCCAGAAACCUACUUAUUUCUACUGCGGUGACGGUGUUUCCGACUUGAGCGCCGCAAAGGAGUGUGACCUGCUUUUCGCCAAGAGAGGCAAAGAUCUCGUCACAUAUUGCAAACGCCAGAACGUUCCUUUCCGUGAGUUUGACACUUUUGAGGAUAUUUUGGCAAGCAUGAAGGAUGUUCUAGCUGGCAAGAAGACUGUCGGUGAGCUAAUGCAAAAUUGA